AUGGCACCAGGCCUGGCGCUCCCAUAUGGCUUCAAAGAUGCCAAGGUGGUCCUGUUGGUCCAGAGCAUCAUCGGGGACUUCCUGCAGGGCGGUCUCAUCUUCGGCUGGAAUGCUUUGGCUUUGAUGCUCAAGCAGCAGGGCAACUACAACAGAAACUGCACACAACCCAUCUCUGACAUUGAACGGGAGGGUCUCAACACAAACUGCGCCUGGCAAGAAAGCCGGCUGUCAGUGCUUUGGACCAUCGGUGUCUUUGCUCUCAACUUUGGGCCUGUCAUUGUGGGCCCAGUGCUGGACUAUGUGGGCCCAAAGAUCACUGCCAUGCUGGGCACGCUGCUGAACAUGGUGGGGUUGAUCCUGCUGGGCUGCUCCAACACCCACGACUUCAAUGGGCUACCGGCUGGGGCAGUCAUCCUGGGCCUGGCGGGGAUCACCUUCCACCUGUCGCAGCUGCACAUCUCCAACCUGUUCCCCCGCAGCCGCGGCUUUAUAUCCAGCCUACUUGUUGCCGGCUUCACUGGCUGCGGCGUCAUCUUCUAUCUGCUGGACCUCAUCUUCGUGGCUGCCGGCGGCACCAGGGAUGCGUACCGGCUGAUUAUGAUUCUGUAUUCGCUGGUGGUGUACCUGUGGACGGGGUCGGGCCGCUUCAAGGUGAUGGACCGCAAGGAGGUGGAGCGCCAGGCUGUCGCCAUCCGCAUGACGGCGCUCGACGACGGCAAACGCGCGGCCGGCAGCGGCAGCAGCAACGGCGGCGGCGCGCACCUCGCCAACGGGGCGGCCGCAUCGGGGCAGGACGCCGGCACGCUGCACGACCUGGAGAACGCUGGGCACAGCGACGAGGAAAUAGACAAGGACAUGGCGUUGGCAUACAUGGGCCUGCGCCACGCCGGCAGCGGCCACGCGGCGGCGCCCGACUCGGCCGACCCGACCUGGCUCGACCGCGAGUCGCCGCCGCCCACCGUCCCAGUCAUCAGCGAGGACGCGCCCUCGCCGCAGGGUCAGGGGGAGGCAAGGGGGGAUGGCGGGAGGGAAGGGGGAGCGAACACGGGGUCCUUGGAGGGGCAAUACGACGCGACGGGGGCGGCUCUGCAGCAGCUGAACGGCACCGCUGUCGGCGGCGCCACUCCCCGUGGCGGUCGGCCUCCCUCGCGCGACCACUUCACCACCGGGGAGCACGGGGCGCUGGUGUUCGAGUCGCGGCGUUUUGUGGAGCUGCGCAAGCAGGGCUUCUGGAAACAGUUUUUCUCCGCCGAGUCCACGGGCAUGGGCAUCUUCUACACCCUCAACGUCUUCUGCAUCCAGGCACGCCCGCCCCUGUUCUACCUGGGAACGACGCGGCUGCAGCUGGAGCACAAGGGUGAUUCAGCGCAUGUGGUGACUAAUAUCGCCAACGUGGUGCCGGCCUUCGGCUUCGUGGGCAUCCCCGUCAUCUCCUGGCUGCUGGACAAGAAGGGAUACGGCGUCACUCUGGCCGUCAUCAACCUGCUGGGCGUGCUCGCCUCCAUCUUCCAGGCCAUGCCCUCCCUCUACUUCCAGGUGGUGACGCUGAUCGUGUGGUGCUCGGGGCGCUUCUUCCUGUACACGAGCUACUUCACCAUUUUUGGCGCGCUCUUCGGGGCCACAAAUUUCGGGCGCAUGGUGGCGAUCGACAACUCGAUCAAUGGCAUUGCGGCGCUGCUGCUGCCGCUGUUCAUCUUCUGCUACUACAUGUACGAGUGGGAGACUGACGAAGCCAACCAGGUGCCAAUUCUGCCCAAUGAGGGCGAGGAGCUGCCCUGCAAUGUCAAGGGGCCCAGGCAGAUGCGCGAGGCGACAUUCCUGACCACCCUCGAGCGGCGGCUGUCCGGGGCCGGCGCGAUGGCCGCCUAG
This is a messenger RNA of Coccomyxa subellipsoidea C-169, 1869 nucleotides long. Its product is annotated as MFS general substrate transporter. The transcript has 13 exons. Gene Ontology annotation, molecular function: transmembrane transporter activity. The record is from RefSeq and is a predicted model, not a curated record. Lineage: Eukaryota; Viridiplantae; Chlorophyta; Trebouxiophyceae; Coccomyxaceae. Bases 1 to 1869 code for a protein of 622 amino acids. Gene Ontology annotation, biological process: transmembrane transport.